AUCCCAUCUAAUGCCGAGGCUGAAAGAAUCACGCUCCCACGAGUCUUUGCUCAGUCCUAGUAGUGCUGUUGAGGCUCUGGAUCUCAGUAUGGAGGAAGAAGUGGUCAUCAAGCCAGUCCACAGUAGCAUCCUGGGACAAGACUACUGCUUUGAGGUGACAACUUCAUCAGGAAGUAAGUGCUUCUCGUGUCGUUCCGCAGCAGAGCGAGAUAAAUGGAUGGAGAACCUGCGGCGUGCCGUGCACCCAAAUAAGGACAACAGCAGAAGGGUAGAGAAUAUGUUAAAGUUAUGGAUUAUUGAAGCCAAGGACCUGCCAGCCAAGAAAAAGUACUUGUGUGAAUUAUGCCUGGACGACGUUCUUUAUGCACGAACUACCUGUAAAUUGAAAACUGAUAAUGUGUUUUGGGGGGAGCACUUUGAAUUUAAUAACCUCCCAUCACUCAAAAACAUUACAGUGCACUUAUACAAAGAGACUGACAAGAAGAAAAAGAAGGACAAGACCAAUUUCAUUGGACAAGUGAACAUCCCAGUCAGCUCCGUCACGGGGCGGCAGUUUGUAGAGAAAUGGUACCCAGUGGUCAGCCCCAACCCCGGGAAGGGCAAGUCCCCAGGGCCCAUGAUCCGCAUCAAGUCACGCUACCAGAGCAUGAGCAUCCUUCCCAUGGAGAUGUACAAAGAGUUUGCUGAGUACAUCACUAACAAUUACAUGGUGCUGUGCUCGGUGCUGGAGCCCUCGCUGAGCGUGAAGAACAAAGAGGAGAUGGCGUCCGCGCUGGUGCACAUCCUGCAGAGCACGGGCAAGGCCAAGGAUUUCUUGACUGACCUGAUGAUGUCUGAAGUUGAUCGCUGUGGUGAGAAUGAGCAUCUCAUUUUCAGGGAGAACACGCUGGCCACCAAAGCCAUCGAAGAAUACCUGAAGUUGGUGGGGCAGAAAUACUUGCAAGAUGCCUUAGGGGAAUUUAUCAAGGCACUGUACGAGUCAGAUGAAAAUUGUGAGGUGGAUCCCAGUAAGUGCUCAUCUUCAGACCUUCCUGAACAUCAGAGCAACCUGAAAAUGUGCUGUGAGCUGGCCUUCUGCAAAAUCAUCAACUCCUACUGUGUCUUCCCAAGGGAGCUUAAAGAAGUUUUUGCUUCAUGGAGGCAAGAAUGCAGCAACCGAGGCCGCCCAGACAUCAGCGAGCGACUGAUCAGUGCCUCCCUGUUCCUGCGGUUCCUCUGCCCGGCCAUCAUGUCCCCGUCCCUCUUCAGCCUCCUGCAGGAGUACCCAGAUGACCGCACUGCACGCACUUUGACCCUCAUUGCCAAGGUCACCCAGAACCUCGCCAACUUCGCCAAGUUUGGCAGCAAAGAGGAGUACAUGUCCUUUAUGAAUCAGUUCCUGGAGCAUGAAUGGACUAAUAUGCAGAGAUUUCUACUGGAGAUUUCCAAUCCCGAAACCAUCUCCAAUACAGCUGGCUUUGAAGGAUACAUUGACCUGGGCCGGGAACUGUCCACUUUGCACUCACUGCUCUGGGAAGUCAUUUCUCAACUGGAGCAGAGCACUGCAACAAAACUUGGGCCUCUGCCUCGGAUCCUGAGGGAUGUCAACUCGGCGCUCAGCAACCCAGCCUGUGUGCAGGUCUCGGUCACGGCCGAGCACGCCGCAUCCACACCCAGUGCUGGCAACAGCAUCUCCAUGGGGCUGCAGAAAAUGGUGAUAGAGAAUGACCUGUCUGGUCUGAUAGAUUUCACACGGUUACCAUCUCCAACCCCUGAAAACAAGGACUUGUUUUUUGUCACAAGGUCUGCUGGGGCCCAGCCCUCGCCUGCCCGAAGCUCCAGUUACUCAGAGGCCAAUGAGCCCGACGUGCAGAUGUCUAAUGGCAGCAAGAGUUUGUCCAUGGUGGACUUGCAGGACAAUCGGCUCUUGGACAGUGGGGCCAAUGCACCUGGCACGGCUGACUCCCUCAAUGACAGUCAGUCCUCCCUCGGGCAGUUGCAGGGCAUAUGGACCACACGGACUCAGCAGAACAGCGUGACGGCUAUGGCCACCGUGCGCCGGGUGGGCCAGACCCCCACCACGCCGAGCGGCGAGAGUGCGCCCGGCCGGCCCCAGCUCCUGGCUCCCCUCUCCUUCCAGAAUCCUGUCUACCAGAUGGCCGCCGGGCUCCCGCUGUCCCCCCGCGGCCUGGGCGACUCCGGUUCCGAGUGCCACAGCUCGCUCAGCUCCCACAGCAACAGCGAGGAGCUGACGGCCAACAAGCACGGCUUUGCCGCCCCCGCCACCAGCGAGGACUUCUCCCGCCGGCCGGGGGAGCUGGCCCGCCGGCAGCUCUCGCUGACGGAGAAGGGCGGCCAGCCCACCAUGCCGCGGCAGAACAGCGCGGGACCGCAGAGGCGGAUCGACCAGCCGCCCCCGCCGCCUCCGCCUGUCACCCGCGGCCGGACGCCGCCCUCCUUGCUGAACACGGUGCAGUACCAGCGACCCUCCAGCGGCACCAUGAUGUCCUCCUCCCCAGACUGGCCGGGCAGUGGAGCCCGCCUCCGGCAGCAGUCCUCCUCCUCCAAGGGCGACAGCCCUGAGAUGAAGCAGCGCACGAUGCACAAACAGGCCCCUUCUCCUGUGAACCCCAAUGCCCUGGACCGCACUGCUGCUUGGCUUUUGAAUAUGAACAUGCAGUUUUUAGAAGAUGAAAGCAUUGACCCAGAUUCCAAGCACAGGGAUAAGCUCAGGAAUAAGGACGAGCUCAGCCAAGCAGAAAAGGACAUAGUGGUGCUGCAGGACAAGCUUCGCAUCUCCAACAAGAAGCUGGAGGAGUAUGAGACUCGCUUCAAGUGCCAGGAGGAGACAACACAGAAGCUAAUGCUGGAGUACCAGGCCAGGCUGGAGGAGAGUGAGGAGCGGCUCCGGAGACAGCAGGAGGAUAAAGAGAUCCAAAUGAAGGGCAUCAUCAGCAGACUGAUGUCAGUUGAGGAGGAGUUAAAGAAGGACCAUGCAGAAAUGCAGGCUGCUGUGGAUUCCAAGCAGAAGAUUAUUGAUGCACAGGAGAAACGCAUUGCUUCCUUGGAUGCUGCCAACGCACGGUUAAUGAGUGCCCUUACUCAGCUGAAAGAGAGGUACAGCAUGCAGACACGUAACGGGAUCUCCCCCACAAACCCAACUAAAUUGCAGAUUACAGAGAAUGGAGAAUUCAGAAACAGCAGUAAUUGUUAACGCGUGGAGGGCGCUGCCGCAGGA
Indicator indicator is the source of this 3217-nucleotide messenger RNA. RefSeq names its product DAB2 interacting protein (gene DAB2IP). The coding region runs from base 11 to 3193 and encodes 1060 amino acids. NCBI's taxonomy places the organism in Eukaryota, Metazoa, Chordata, Aves, Piciformes, Indicatoridae. The record is from RefSeq and is a predicted model, not a curated record. The transcript has 13 exons. Gene Ontology annotation, biological process: regulation of GTPase activity.